ACUGUUCGCCAAUGCACCAUUUCUCCCAACCCACACACAUCACACCAUCAGCACAAAAAUGCUAGUGCGAGUUUCAAGAAUGAAAGCCAGACACACAUACGAACACACAACGAACUCAGCCUUCAGUAUUCUAGCGCUCCUUUCUCAACCCUGCCUUCAUUCCAACUGACUCUCUCCUCUCUAUUCCCACGAUGGCUUUGAGGUUCACUGUCGUUCUCGUCGCCCUUCUAGCAACCAUGACCCUGUGCCACGGAGGUCGCCCGUUCCUGUCAGCGCUCCUUGCCUCCGACCCCUACGUCGCGCAAACAAUUGGAAUCGAAGCGUGGAACGACAGGCAGCCAGUUGAUGUCGACACCGACAACACCGCCAUUGUUUCUGGAGCUACCCAGCUCGUCCCCGAUGCGUCUGACAACGACAACGUGGCAUCGGCAAGGCCCAGGAUGCGAGCUGGCGUGGAGAGCGAUACCCUCAGAAUCACCUUCAUCCCCGCCGCGUCCACCGCCGAUAACACCGCUUCUGCUACCACGUCCGCUCCGACGAUCGUAGAUGACCCCACCGAUAACACCGCGUCCGCUGCAUCUGGGUCUGCUGCGACGAUCGUAGACGACCCCACCGAUAACACCGCAUCCGCUGCGUCUACUGCCACGGUUGUCGUCGACGACCCCACCGAUAACACGGCCGCUGCUGCCACCACUACUGCCGAGGACGCAACCGCGACGGCGUUCGUGUCGCUGCCCGGGUCCGACAACGUGAUCGCGGCGUUCGGCGUGCCGCGCAGAAAGGGGUCCAUGGUCGCCGUCAUUGACGACCCGACCGACAACACCGCGUCGGCUGCAUCCUCCUCAAUUGUCGUCGACGACCCCACCGACAACACCGCGUCUGCUGCGACGAUUGUCGUCGAUGACCCCACUGAUAACACCGUGUCUGCUGCCACGUCUGCCGACACGAUCGUAGACGACCCCUCCGAGAACACCGCUUCUGCUGUCACCAGCGAGGAGGCAACGACGACGGCGUUCGUGUCGCUGCCCGGGUCAGACAACUUGAUCGCGGCGUACGGCGUGCCCGGCCGCGUGGAAGGCAUGCUGGUCGUGGCGGACAGCGCGCAGACCAUCUAAGUCGACCCUGCUAGCCAUCAGAUGGAUGGAAUCGACCCUGCUAGCCGUCAGAUGGAUGGAAUCGACCCUGCUAGCCAUCAGAAGGAUGGAAUCGACCCUGCUAGCCGUCAGACGGUUGGAAUCGCGGAGCUGUGACAGUUCGCUCAUCAUAUGGUGUUCUGCUGUUACUUAAUCUCCCGAAGACACUCUUCACCGCCCCUUAGAGGACGUAGCGGGGUCUAGAGGUCACGCGAUGCUGCAGCUCACUUUCGAGCCCUUAGGCGGUUGCCUCGUUAUGGGGAGUUCUGAGAGGCAGCUUGCCCAAUAAGCAGCUAAUGUCCACCUUUCUGCUUGUAUUGUGCCUUGUGUUCAACCUACAACACAUUUAUGUAUGUAUGUUUUUGUCUCUACC
This is a messenger RNA of Closterium sp. NIES-67, 1506 nucleotides long. Lineage: Eukaryota; Viridiplantae; Streptophyta; Zygnematophyceae; Desmidiales; Closteriaceae. The record is from the annotation of a GenBank genome assembly.